This is a messenger RNA of Hymenoscyphus albidus, 2069 nucleotides long. Lineage: Eukaryota; Fungi; Ascomycota; Leotiomycetes; Helotiales; Helotiaceae. The record is from the annotation of a GenBank genome assembly.
GGUAUAUGAAGGCGCUGUCCCAGUGCCUGGGAUGCCCUUUUUCUACUCCUUUCCAUCCCCUUAUCCUUAAUCCAUCAUCGCCUGACAAGAUGCCUGGAGAAGAUCUCGCAACCACAAACGAUGUUGAGCGCAUCGAGGCGCCAGUUACCUGGAAGGCCUACGUGAUCUGUGCCUUUGCCUCGUUCGGGGGAAUCUUCUUCGGCUACGACUCCGGAUAUAUCAACGGUGUCAAUGGAAGUGAUAUUUUCAUUCAAUUGGUCGAAGGCCCAGGCGCCGACAAGCUCACUUCCUCAAAUCAAUCUCUUAUAGUCUCAAUUCUUUCUGCUGGUACUUUCUUCGGUGCACUCGUCGCUGGUGACAUGGCUGAUCGAAUUGGACGAAAAUGGACUGUCAUCCUUGGUUGCGUCAUCUACACUGUCGGAGUUGUUAUUCAAAUGAUCACUGGACCGGGAGUUAACGCUCUUGGAACGAUUGUUGCAGGUCGCCUGAUUGCUGGUUUUGGUGUGGGUUUUGAGUCUGCAGUUGUCAUCUUGUACAUGAGUGAAAUUGUAAGUAUUUCCAUUACUCCUGCACUCAGCCCAUGCUAAUAUUUUUGCAGUGCCCAAAGAAAGUCCGUGGCGCCUUGGUCUCUGGAUAUCAAUUUUGUAUUACAAUCGGUUUGAUGAUGGCAGCCUGUGUUAUCUACGGCACCGAGAAGCGCCCUGACACUGGAGAAUACCGUAUUCCUAUCGCACUGCAAUUCAUCUGGGGUCUUAUUCUCGGUGGUGGAUUGUUCUUCUUACCAGACUCCCCAAGAUAUUUCGUCAAGAAGGGUAAACUUCAACAGGCAGCAGAUUCUCUCUCUAGACUUCGUGGACAACCUCUCGAUUCCGAGUACAUUCAAGUCGAGCUUGCCGAAAUUGUCGCCAACGAGGAAUAUGAGCGCUCCAUCAUUCCUGAUACCGGUGCUCUUUCCAGCUGGGCUCAAUGCUUCAGCGGUUCCCUGUUCGAGCAGAAGUCAAACAUCCGUCGCACAAUUCUUGGUACAUCUCUACAAAUGAUGCAACAAUGGUAAGUUAUGCAAAGGGUUCCAAGUGCGGUGCUUGUGCUAAUUGAAUAAAUACAGGACUGGUGUCAACUUCAUCUUCUACUACUCGACCCCAUUCUUGCAAUCCACUGGUGCUAUUGAGAACACUUUCUUGAUUUCGUUGAUCUUCACCUUGGUCAACGUUUUCUCUACUCCAAUUUCCUUCUACACCGUCGAGAAAUUCGGUCGUCGUCCUCUUCUCGUCUGGGGAGCUUUGGGAAUGACCAUCUGUCAAUUCAUCGUUGCUAUCGUCGGUGUUACUGUUGGAUUCAACCACACUCACGUCGGUGAGGAUGGAUUGAACAUUGCCAACAAUAUCUCCGCCGUAAAUGCACAAAUCGCAUUCAUCGCUAUUUUCAUCUUCUUCUUCGCCUCUACCUGGGGUCCAGGAGCUUGGGUUCUCAUCGGUGAGAUCUUCCCUCUACCCAUCAGAGCUCGUGGUGUUGGUCUGUCCACCGCAUCCAACUGGCUAUGGAACACUAUCAUCGCUGUCAUCACGCCAUACAUGGUUGGUGAGGAGUACGGAAACUUGAAGUCCUCUGUAUUCUUCGUAUGGGGAGGUCUUUGCACGUGCGCUUUCGUCUACGCUUUCUUCUUGGUACCAGAGACCAAGGGUCUUUCCCUCGAGCAAGUCGACCGUAUGAUGGAGGAGACUACUCCAAGAAACUCCCCUAAGUGGGUUCCUCACGAGACUUUCUCUGGUCACAACGCCCGCAAGACCGCUGUUGGACACACCGAAGAUGUUUUGGUCGAUAACGAGAAGGAUAUUGAAAAGGCAUAGAUAUAGAUCUGUUUAUGUUUAUAUCCGGGUUUACGAAUGAAUCAUGUAGAGUGAUGGUAUAUGAUAUAUGUGUUUUGGCUUAUGUCUUAUACAUCUUGGGGGUCUUUCCUUGUAUACCCAGUGCUUGCCUGUGGCGCACUGUUUGUUUUUAUGAGCGUAAUGUUAAUACCAAAUGCAAUUUCAGCACAUUCAUCUGAAAAUAUAUAUAUUUAAUGCUGCAAA